This is a messenger RNA of Metopolophium dirhodum (rose-grain aphid), 1159 nucleotides long. Its product is annotated as B9 domain-containing protein 1-like. The coding region runs from base 371 to 949 and encodes 192 amino acids. The record is from RefSeq and is a predicted model, not a curated record. The transcript has 5 exons. Gene Ontology annotation, cellular component: MKS complex. Lineage: Eukaryota; Metazoa; Arthropoda; Insecta; Hemiptera; Aphididae. Gene Ontology annotation, biological process: cilium assembly.
GUACACGAUUAUUGUCAAUUUGAAUGCAACUAAUGCGUUUGAAUGGCGCGGCCGCAGGAAGGAGACCCGAUGUCAUCGAAGAUUUUGCCGUUCAGUUGGUCACACCUCUAAAACUCGACUACUGAUAAUCGCGAUUAUAUCGCCCGGCGCCCGCGGCUUCCCUCUUCCAUUAAUCGUUAUCUGAUAAGUGAAAUAUCAAAUAUGAUAAUGUAAUAUUCGAUAUUGUAUUAUUUGUAUUCCAAUUUCUAAUAUUCCUCAAAUCUUGUCUCCUGAUUUCGUAGGUUCGUACAUUUGUUCGAAGUUUUGUGUGAUUUUCUCGUCCCAUUCUGUCGACAAAAAGUCGCACGGCGAAUCAAAGGAAGACUUGAAAAUGUCGGGUAGCGAGAGUACGACCGGUGGUGUGUUUCUGGUCUCUGUCGUCGGUCAGAUCGAGAAAGCUCACUUUCCGAACUAUGACAACAUGUACUGCAAGUACACUUUCGUCUAUGGACCCGAUUGGGAAAUCGUUACCGGUAUUGAAGAAGGCAUAUCGCAAAUCGCGCAAAAGAGCCAAGACGAAAGGCAACAGGUCGUAUGGAAUUUCCCGUUAGACGUUUCUUUCAAGAGUACCAAUCCUCACGGGUGGCCACAACUAAUCAUCAGUGUUUAUGGAUUGGACACUUUUGGGAACGAUGUUGUGAGAGGCUAUGGAGUAUGUCACCUCCCAGUUGUCAAUGGACAAUCUUCUGAAGAGAUGAUUAUGUUUGUACCGGAAUCAAGUUCAACAUUACAAAAAUUGACAUCAUGGUUGACUGGUAAAAGACCAGAAUACGUGGACGCACGGUUAUUAGCCAGAGGCGAUGGCAGAGAAGUGACUAGAGUCAGAAGUCAAGGAUGUGUUUGGAUAACAUUUAAUGUUGUGUUCAAAGACUUUCAUCAGUACGGCUUUGAAAACGAUAAUAACUGUUAAAUAUUAUUAUUAUAUUUUUUUUUUUUUACUUAACUUACACCACAUUGUUUUUUUUGUUUUAAUUACUUACUAAUUUAGUAUAUUAAGUUAGUAUAAGUUAUGCAUCUUAUAUAUAUUGUAUAUGUUUUUAUACUGUUAUCUAUGUACUUCCUGUCUGUUUUUUGUAAAAGCCGUCUGGCGUUGAUUAUAAUAAAUAAUAAUAAAUAAAUA